AUGGACAAAUCGAUGAGCAAUAAAUUUCAAACGAACUUCAAAUUUGUUAAACCGCUUUAUAAAAAAUCGAAGAUCAACGCUCGUGAUUGCACAGUAAAAAGUACAUUUCCUGUCACGUUUGAUAGGAGUAUAAAACGGUUUGGCGACGACUUUAACGUCAAAACAGUUGUUACUAAAAGCGGUGCUAACGUUAUAAAUAUUAAACGUAACUUCAGUAGAGAAUAUAAAGUUUUAUUACCUGGUGCUUGUGAUAGUGAAAUUAAUGCUGAUGAUUUGCAAAGUUUUAGAGAUUUCGAAAAAACACUCAAUAAACAAAUCACACAUCGCGAUAAGUUUUUAAGUGAUAUGAAUAUGUUAAACAACAAUGAAGGUGCCACGUGUAGUCUUAGUAAUAUAGAAAAAUUUACGAACAAACAUAAUGAUAACAAUAAAUUAUCACAGACAGAUCUUAAUCGGACUAUUGUUUACCAUAAGAUGCCUGACACGUGGUUGAGAGUGUAUCCCGACAAAAAAGUUCCCGGAGAGAACUUAUAUUCGAUAAUAUUAAGAUGUUGUUUGUGCCAACUAGGACUAGCCACUUUUUUGAUACUUUGGACUACCAUUGCUGUUUUCGUUAUACAAUCCUAUGAAGGUCCGCAAGAAAUAAAAGUAUCAUCACAAUUUGAAAAGGAACAAAAUCAACUCGUAAUCGAUCUGGCAACAGAACUAAGACAGAUAACUCCACUGUCACCAAGAUGGCGUUACGCGAUUGAAAGACGCGUUGAGGAUGAACGACAACUCACUAUACGAGCUGUAGGAGACGGAGCCAGACUCAAACCGGGACGUUUCUGGGACUUACCGGGCACAUUCUUAUUCGCUGUCUACGUCAUGACCGCUUUAGGUUUCGGUGCUCCGGUACCACAUACCCUAUUGGGACGGACAUCUGCAUUAUUAUACGCUAUUCUAGCAAUUCCAACUCAUAUAUAUCUAAUGGUGAACGCAAGCACGUGUAUGAUAGUUCACGUCGAAGCAUACACGAAGCACUUGAAGGAAAACUUUUGCGGAAAAUUUAGUGAACAUAAACACGACUUUGUGAACAAAAGAGAAAACGUUAGCUGUAGUCGUGACUCCGAAAUUACAAAAUCAUCAACCAAAUGGUAUUUAUGUAGAAAAAUAAUUAGAUGUUUCGGGAUAAUCGGAGCCGGUCGCUGCGUGCCUCUCGCCACAAUCGCGUAUUACAUAAUUGGCGUCGUAGCAUUCGGAAUACUACGGAAUAAGACGCCUUUGGAAACCGCUAUGUUUCCAUUAGAAUUUACUACCACUGGAGGAUUGGAACACGUAGAAGGCUACGUGCGUAUUUUCUACGGUUUUUACGUGGAAGGUGCAAUGUGUCUACUGGCAUGUGUUCUUGCAAUAGUGCGCCGACAUGGAAGUUCAAUUUUUUCAAGCAUAUCAGAACCUUGCAGAUUGUUUGAAAGAGAUACAUGUGAACAAUGCUCUAGCGAUAAAGAGAGAGUUUAA
Molecule: messenger RNA, 1500 nt
Organism: Vanessa tameamea
Lineage: Eukaryota; Metazoa; Arthropoda; Insecta; Lepidoptera; Nymphalidae
Exons: 9
Coding region: 1-1500 (499 amino acids)
Biological process (GO): stabilization of membrane potential; potassium ion transmembrane transport
Cellular component (GO): plasma membrane
Molecular function (GO): potassium ion leak channel activity; outward rectifier potassium channel activity
Source: RefSeq, a predicted model, not a curated record